UUUACGUGAUACCUUCGCGGCGUGUCGUAGCAAUGAAGAGCAAUACGUGAUGUGCGGCAAGGCCAUGGCCCAUCUUUGCAUCCAGUCGGUAAAAAUCACUCCAGAACUUGUGAACGAAAAAUUUUGGCAUGAAGAAUUUCAGCGAACACGAAGUCGUUUCAUUCGCGAAGCAUUCAUGGCCUGCCGUGCCGCCUACCAUCAGUUCAAGAAGACACCGUCGAAUCAAGACGUUGUUCGACUGAAGUACCAGGCCAGUGCACGCACCGCCCUUAGAGCAAUGGUUGUCCAUGGAAUGGACCAUCACCUUUCACGUCCGAACAACGAAAAUUUAAUUUGGAAGGGUGAUCUGUGCUGGUCCCACAUUAAAGGGGAUAAACCCGACUGUCAAGAUUUUGACUGGCUCGUUGAUUACCUGGCGGACGAAACAGAGAAUGACAAAGCCGAUGAAACAGAGAAUGACAAAGCCGAUGAAACAAGUUAUGCUUUACUUGCACUGAGCGCCAUGCGUGGCCUAGGGAGCUCCCCCAAGCGACGUUCCUACAUCAUGUCGCUUAUCCGUUGUAUGGGGUACACUAGACCUCGCCGAGUCCGGCAUGCUGCGUUGAGAGCUAUUUGUGAAGCUCAAGAAGAACUGGCUCCUAUAGCAAAGGACUCGAUGCCACAAGGUGUCGACGCAAAACUCAUGAAUAAGCUUGCUUGCGCUCUUCUCACCGCCGUACGUCCAAACCACGACCAGACAUUCAACGAUGGUGGACUCGACGCCUACAUCCGCCUCAUUUAUGUUCUGACGAAGCACGACGAGUGGUGUCAACGUCUGACCCAGGACUGUCACAGCCACCUUCCCUUGUGCAUUUCUCUAGCUGGCGAAGUUAGUGAAAUAUAUGAUCGGGAUGUCGGGUUCUACCUUGCUGUGAUUAUCGGGCGCAUCAAUCCCUUGAGCAAGGACCUUCCCUCCAGCCCUCCUCAGGGUGACUUCUGGCAGCUCAUUAAAGACACGUGGCAGCACGCACGCAAUUGUGCAAGCCUAGGGAAUGACGACUACGUUGGUGGAAUACCAGCCCUCGUAACAGCGACGAGGCUGACUUUCCCAGGCUCAUAUAAUACUGUUCCGAGGAAAGAUGUUGCUAAACAGGUGCGGUGGGCUUUGGACGAUUUGCAGCGAAAACAGGUGCGGUGGGCUUUGGACGAUUUGCAGCGAAGGAAGGCAACACUUGUGGAUAGUGGUAUAGCUCAGACUACAGUUGACGAUGCAAUAUCUUCUGUGCAGGGCUAUCUAGGCGAAGACCAGAGCGCCCCGCAAGAGGGCGGUGGAAACUUGGGGUCGUGAAGGACAAUGACCCAGUCUGCGGCCACUUUUUGUUGCGCACAAGUUGUACACAUACUGUAUAUAUAUGCCGAUAUCCUGUUCACGAGUUGGUUGUCGCUGAUGUCUUUACUCAAAGAAUGAAUACGGUACUUCUUCUACUUACCUUGUGCUCAUUACAAUUAGGAAUGCUCUGUCCAUCAACACACAAGAAAUUGAAUGUCGGGUACUGGUC
Molecule: messenger RNA, 1538 nt
Organism: Suillus clintonianus
Lineage: Eukaryota; Fungi; Basidiomycota; Agaricomycetes; Boletales; Suillaceae
Exons: 2
Coding region: 50-1327 (425 amino acids)
Source: RefSeq, a predicted model, not a curated record